GAGCUACUGAACGGACUCGUGCUGACCUGAGUUCCUGUAAUUCCACCAAAUGUCCAAGGGUAACGAGCAUAUAAACAAGCGACUUUACUCUCAACAUGGUAUCAAUCAACACUCUUUCACCAACUCAGCAGCGCAAGCAGGACUUUACCGGCUGUACACUCACUUAUCUUUGCUUUCUGUUACCGUAAACUAACAUAAAAUACCUUUGCGCCACAUACAUUUACUCACUCUUUCCAAACUUCUCAACAUGUCAACCUAUAUCUUGGUUAUCACACUUGGACUCUUCACUAGCAAUGCCUUAGCAGGCUGCAUUCCUUCCAAGCUGGCACCCUGUGAGGUCGGCGUGCAAUGGCUGAAUAAAUGCCCCAAAGGAAUUCCCAAGAAAUGGGCAUGUCUGGAUCCCAAGAUUGAUUUCCCAACCGUUGAUUGCAUUGCGGCGGACAUUGAAGCCUGCGGGACCCUAGCAGCGAACCCAGCUCUCUUCUACUCGUUCGGCGCCACCACUAUCGAAGUGCGUACGAAGAUCCGCGACACGCUGACCCCCCGCCCCGUAAUGUUCAAUGACGCGCUGCCGAAAGACUGGGACAAUAAGAUCAGUGCAGAGCCCCGCUUCGGCCUCACCCAAGGCAAGAUAGCAGACCCAGGAUUCCAGAAGCGAUACGAUGCAUACGUGAAUCGCUUCUCAGCGGCCAUGGCAAAAGCGGCAAAGGGGGAAGUCAUAAUCGUGACCCAGACGCGAACCUCACGCAACCAAGGCGAAGGCGCAUACUCAAAACCGGAUCCGCAGACGCCCGCAGAGAACAGAUGGCGCGUGUACGAGUUCCCGAUCGCGCAGCGAAAUCCGAAGGUGACGAGCGUGGUCAGCUACGCACUCCAAGAGAACCCCCUUAAGAAGGUCGUCGACUUCCAGCCUAAUGGCGCAAAGGGAGAGCUUUUGCCAAUGCCUUCCUUCCCAAACCCUCCCAAGCCAGUUUCCCCUCAGCAGCCUGCUACACCCCCUGCUUCUACCCCGACCCCUCGACCUGCCACUCCCGGCUCCCCGAAGCCUAGACCCAGCACCCCCAAACCCGCUCCGGUUUCCCCAAAGCCCAAGCCCAGCCCUCCCAAGCCCGCUCCUGCGCCCCCCAAGAAGCCUGUUAAGAAGCCUACACGCAAGACACGCGCGGCUCGGCGCGCAGAGAUGCUGAGGGAUUCGCGAAUGUGAGGGCUGCGCUACAGUAUCACAAGGGAAACAAUGCUCGAGCUCACGUCUGAUGUUUUCCGGGAUUCAGGUAUGCCAACACCACCAAUAUCAUAUGCAACGAAGAUGGAAAAUGAGGGAUGGAAGACGGAGGAUGUAGUUAAAGUCGUGCACGCGUCGAUACGUUGCAGUUUCAGUU
This is a messenger RNA of Boeremia exigua, 1379 nucleotides long. RefSeq lists its product as uncharacterized. The record is from RefSeq and is a predicted model, not a curated record. NCBI's taxonomy places the organism in Eukaryota, Fungi, Ascomycota, Dothideomycetes, Pleosporales, Didymellaceae. Bases 248 to 1204 code for a protein of 318 amino acids. The transcript has a single exon.